Homo sapiens (human) is the source of this 7140-nucleotide messenger RNA. It is a transcript of the gene DACH1, whose product is annotated as dachshund family transcription factor 1. Lineage: Eukaryota; Metazoa; Chordata; Mammalia; Primates; Hominidae. The record is from RefSeq and is a predicted model, not a curated record. Gene Ontology annotation, cellular component: cytoplasm; nucleus; transcription regulator complex. The transcript is spliced from 8 exons. The coding region runs from base 436 to 2280 and encodes 614 amino acids. Gene Ontology annotation, molecular function: DNA-binding transcription factor activity; DNA-binding transcription factor activity, RNA polymerase II-specific. Gene Ontology annotation, biological process: regulation of nuclear cell cycle DNA replication.
AUUCCCCUCUCAAUCUUUGAUCAAUGUACUUGCCAGGGAGAGCCCAAGUCCUUCAAACCUCCUCCUUUUCACCUUCAUCCUUAACUUUGUGCUAGAGCGAGACCCACACAACAACAGCCGACCCUCCCCGCCCCACCCCCACCCCCAAACCAGCCCUCGAUCCCAGCCCCCGGAGAGGACUCGCAUUUCGACUUGCGGGACACUUUUGUGCGUUCCUCUCCAGAGCGCCUCUCGUGCUCGCCCCUCUUGCGCUCGCUCUUUAUUACCUUCACCUCCUUUUCUCCCCCUUCUCUCCCUUUCUCCUUCUCGUUCUCUCCCGGAGUUGUUGUUGCCCCCCUCGCUCCUUCUCCCCCCUUUUUUCCCCUUCCCCUCCCGGGGGUGUGUGGCAACUUUUCCUCUCGCUUCUCCUCCGUCUGUUUCCCCUUAUAUGUGACCAUGGCAGUGCCGGCGGCUUUGAUCCCUCCGACCCAGCUGGUCCCCCCUCAACCCCCAAUCUCCACGUCUGCUUCCUCCUCUGGCACCACCACCUCCACCUCUUCGGCGACUUCGUCUCCGGCUCCUUCCAUCGGACCCCCGGCGUCCUCUGGGCCAACUCUGUUCCGCCCGGAGCCCAUCGCUUCGGCGGCGGCGGCGGCGGCCACAGUCACCUCUACCGGCGGCGGCGGCGGCGGCGGCGGCAGCGGAGGCGGCGGCGGCAGCAGCGGCAACGGAGGCGGCGGUGGCGGCGGCGGCGGUGGCAGCAACUGCAACCCCAACCUGGCGGCCGCGAGCAACGGCAGCGGCGGCGGCGGCGGCGGCAUCAGCGCUGGCGGCGGCGUCGCUUCCAGCACCCCCAUCAACGCCAGCACCGGCAGCAGCAGCAGCAGCAGUAGCAGCAGCAGCAGCAGCAGCAGUAGUAGCAGCAGCAGCAGUAGCAGCAGCAGCUGCGGCCCCCUCCCCGGGAAACCCGUGUACUCAACCCCGUCCCCAGUGGAAAACACCCCUCAGAAUAAUGAGUGCAAAAUGGUGGAUCUGAGGGGGGCCAAAGUGGCUUCCUUCACGGUGGAGGGCUGCGAGCUGAUCUGCCUGCCCCAGGCUUUCGACCUGUUCCUGAAGCACUUGGUGGGGGGCUUGCAUACGGUCUACACCAAGCUGAAGCGGCUGGAGAUCACGCCGGUGGUGUGCAAUGUGGAACAAGUUCGCAUCCUGAGGGGACUGGGCGCCAUCCAGCCAGGAGUGAACCGCUGCAAACUCAUCUCCAGGAAGGACUUCGAGACCCUCUACAAUGACUGCACCAACGCAAGUUCUAGACCUGGAAGGCCUCCUAAGAGGACUCAAAGUGUCACCUCCCCAGAGAACUCUCACAUCAUGCCGCAUUCUGUCCCUGGUCUCAUGUCUCCUGGGAUAAUUCCACCAACAGGUCUGACAGCAGCCGCUGCAGCAGCUGCUGCUGCUACCAAUGCAGCUAUUGCUGAAGCAAUGAAGGUGAAAAAAAUCAAAUUAGAAGCCAUGAGCAACUAUCAUGCCAGUAAUAACCAACAUGGAGCAGACUCUGAAAACGGGGACAUGAAUUCAAGUGUCGGCAGCAGUGAUGGUUCCUGGGAUAAGGAAACACUGCCCUCUUCCCCAUCCCAGGGACCUCAGGCCUCUAUAACCCACCCCCGCAUGCCUGGAGCACGUAGCCUUCCACUUAGUCAUCCUCUCAACCAUCUUCAGCAGAGCCACCUUCUGCCAAAUGGACUGGAACUUCCUUUUAUGAUGAUGCCCCACCCUCUAAUUCCUGUCAGCCUACCUCCAGCAUCUGUCACCAUGGCAAUGAGCCAGAUGAACCACCUCAGCACCAUUGCAAAUAUGGCAGCAGCAGCACAAGUUCAGAGUCCCCCAUCCAGAGUUGAGACAUCAGUUAUUAAGGAGCGUGUUCCUGAUAGCCCCUCACCUGCCCCCUCUCUGGAGGAGGGGAGAAGGCCUGGCAGUCACCCAUCAUCACAUCGCAGCAGCAGCGUGUCCAGCUCCCCUGCUCGGACUGAGAGCUCUUCUGACAGAAUCCCGGUCCAUCAGAAUGGGUUGUCCAUGAACCAGAUGCUGAUGGGCUUAUCACCAAAUGUACUUCCUGGGCCCAAAGAGGGAGAUUUGGCCGGUCAUGACAUGGGACAUGAGUCAAAAAGGAUGCAUAUUGAAAAAGUUCAUAUCAUCCUUACUAGGAUUCAACUUGAUUUUACGAAAAACACUGGAUUAAAUAUGCAUAAAAGACUCCAAUGUGGGAUGUGUGCUGAUUCCAGUGUAUCCUCCAGACAUUACUGAGACCAAAAGUGAUGCAAUUACAUUUUCCUUUUGUUGCUUUUGCAUUUCUUGUAGUGAACCUAAGUCCUUCAGAUCCCAAUAAACAUACAACCUAAAUUCUUCACAUACCAUAAACACAGACCUUGUUGUUUCCUGACUUAAAUCCAGUUUUCAAACUUAGGCAGUGGGUGAAAGGAGAGAGAAGUCUAUGCCAAUAAUAUUGGAAAAUCUCUUUUAUGCCAUUAAUUUCAGUUCCUCAAGGAUCUUCAAUCUUUCCUUUCAUGAAUGUAUUUUAUUUUGCUGUGAUCUUUGUUAGACUAAGAGCUUUCAUAGACUUGGAAUAAUUUCUGAUAGUAAAAUAGCUGAGCUUUUAAUCUCCUGAAAAUGCUCACUUAUUGUUUAAAUUGAAUAUUACUUUUGGCAUCAAAUAGCCAAAGUUCUCAGCUUCCUUAUAUAGAGGUAGACUGGCUUAUAAGUUCUUAUUUUCUCUAUAACAUGUGGAUGGUACAGUGAGAAACUUUGAAGUUAGACUUUAGAUUAGAGUUUAUAUAUUUUCUUUGCAGGAAAAUUUGGCUUCCAAUAAAAUUCAUAUAUGAAACACUCAUGUAUUUUCAGUGUUCUGGAAAUCAUGGCAGUGGUUUAAGAUUAAACAGACUUUUCUCAUUGUUUUAGACAAGCCAAAGAGGAGAGAGAUUUAUUUAUUGUGGAAAAAUUUUAAAAUAGAAAUUUAGAAUAAUGAUAAUGACAUUAUUGAUAUUUAAAAGUCAGCUAUCGACACAUGUAUUUUUCUCUAUCAAUUCUUUAUAGCUAAUAAUUUAAAGUUUUUACCAUGAAAUGAAGAAACAGCCUGUAUGAUAAUAACUCAGAUGAUUAAGGAAUAAGUUAUAUUUUCAUAUUGUGAUGUAAUAAGUUUAUCUGAACCACAAUGUACUUUUUAUACCUGAUGUACAACUUUGAACUUUGUUUUUUAUUUUAUUUUUCAAGUAUGUAUGUAUGUAUCUAUGUAUGUAUUUAUUUAUUUAUUUGAGACGGAGUUUCGCUCGUUUCCCAGGCUGGAGUGCAAUGGCGCAAUCUCAGCUCACUGCAACCUCCACCUCCUGGGUUCAAGAGAUUCUCCUCCCUCAGCCUACUAAGUAGCUGGGAUUACAGGUGCCCACUGCCAUGCCCAGCUAAUUUUUUAGUAUUUUUAAUAGUGAAGGAGUUUCACCAUGUUGGUCAGGCUGGUCUCGAACUCCUGACCUCAGGUGAUCUGCCUGUCUUGGCUUCUCAAAGUGCUGGGAUUACAGGAGUGAGCCAUCGUACCCGGCCUGAAAUUUGUGAAGAUGAAAAAAAAAAAAAAAAAAAAAAACUGGGCAAAUAUCAGUGACUUUUCCACAAAUGUCAAUAAUUUUUUAAAAAGGACAGCAAGCUAAAGGAUGUUAAAUGUUUAAAAAGCUCCAUAGAAUUCUACUGCAACUCAUUUUUAGAACCCUUAAAAUUAAUAUAAUUGAAAUAAAUUGCAAAGCAAAUUUCACAGGGUAUUCUUUUUCUUUAAUAACAAGAAUUUAACCCUUAACACCAUGUAAAAAUGUCAGUGUUUUCAUUUGAUUAUGGCAGACUUCUCUUUUCUGACAACAAAUGAUUCAUGUGAUAUUAUCAAUAAAAAUGUAAAAUGCCAUAUAAAUGAACUUAUAUAUGGAAAAUGUAACCUAUAGAAUAAGAUAUGUAUACAAAUCGCAAGUCCAGUGUGCUUCUUGUAAAGAAAAAGUUUUAUUCAGAUCUUAGAGUCAAGCAAUGAAUUUAUUUCUUUAAUUGAUGUUUUUAUAAUUGAUACUUUUAUUGAAGGUGUUUCAUAGUUUAUUUGCAUAAUUAAAUAUUAAGGCAAACUAUGCCAGUUUGUUUUAUAAUCAUGAUCAUUAUGUGAAAUAAGCUCAAACAUACAAUAAAGUUUAAAAGCCCUUACAAAAGACAUUUCAGGAAACUAUAAAAAUACUUCUUUGAGUAACUGAUACUCAUUGUCAAGGAAGCAAUAUUUCUUUGGUGUUGGUUAGUAAAUCUCUUGCACCUAGUUGUAAAGUAUUCUGAAGUAAAAUUUCUAUAGAACCAUAAAGAAUCAGGUUUUUUAAAAAAUAAAAUUACAUAUGAACUUCAUUAUCCAUAAGGAAUAGCAUCAUAAUUUGCACUUAUUACUUAUGAAAAUAUUUCUAGGAUGGUAACGUAAUUCAUUAUUACAUAAUAUUUAUUUCUCUCCUACUUGAGAAAAAGUGCUAUGUAACAUGAUAAUCUAAAUUUAACAAUACAUAAAAUAAAAAACAUAGCAUUUCCUUUAUAAUAGGCAUAUUAAUAGGACAAGUAUAUGUGUUAAGGAAAGGGUUUAUGGGUUAAUAGAUAAACAAUCAUAUAUUUUUAUGUUGGUGAUCAUUUAAUCAGUGACUUUAAAAUUUCUUUCCAUUUUAAUUUAGGCAAUAUUAUAGAAGUUGAAGUUGAGUUUGUUCAAUGUGAUAUUUUUGUCAUAGACUAAAUACCCUAAGUCAUGAGAGUUACAUAAAUUAAGAUAAAACAAAAACCUACAGGUUGCUGUAAUGUUCAGAGCUCUAUAAGGUUUCAAAAUGAUCUUUACUCCAUUGUAAGAAUUAUGAUGUCAUAUGGAAUGAAAGCUCCAUAAAAAAUCUGGAUUUUUUGAUAUGUAGUAUCAGUUUCAUUUAUUAAUGAUAGUUAUGGUGAUAUAUGAUUCUGUGAUAACCCACAUAUAAUAUCCAUCCUAAGAAUGACAUGACCAAAGGCAUUUGUAAUUAUAUUUACUUCUGAAAGAUUAUGGUUUAUAGUUAAAACAAAAGAGGCAUCCUGUCAUUUUCUAAACCCGUUAAAUGUGACAGAAUCUAUUUUUCUGCCAACUUGUGAGGACCAGGCAGAGAGCAAAUUUGCUGUGGUCAGCUAAGUGUAACCACUGAGCAGGAAAGUGAAUUUAAUAAUGCAUUAUUGUUCUUCACUGAAGGUGAACUGUUACAGUGCCUUUGUUAUAGCAGACUUUGCCUCUGCUUAGGUUUCCAGAUGCUGUGUAGAUUACCUGAUUAAAAUCUCUAAUGCAUGAUAAAAUGUACCAGGUAUACUUUUAUAUUAACAGAAAUGCAUCCAUUUUAGGGCCAUAAUACUGAAUCUAAUUGGAAACAUUUUCCAAUUAUAUUAUCUAGUGAAUUUAUAUUAUAAAUAAAUAUGAUAUACAAUAUAGAAUAAAUGACAUGGAAGCCUAAAUUCAUAAAGUUUAUCUCAUGCCAAUGAUAGAUCAUUUUAUUGAUACUGAAAUAAAAUUUACCAUAUUUUUGAUGCAAUUAAGAAUAUGAUCUUUUAAAUCAUCUUUAUUUUGAAUGUUAUUUUAAAACAAAGUAAAAAAUACAAGAUACUCUUUAAAAUACAACCAGUUCUUUCAUGACCGCAUUCUUUGUAUUGCCCUUCCUUUUCCAGUUCCAUCUUUUUUGAUAUUUUCUCUUACAAAUACAUUGAUCAACCAUAGUACUUUCAUAAAAGUUUUAGUGCUGAUUGAGUUGAAAUGACAGGAAAUAAAUAAAGCUUGGUGUAAUUUACUUUCUCUAUUUUACCCAAAUUUAAUUCACUAAAAAAUAAAAUAUGUGUAAAAUAGCAUCUUAAGAGAAUUAGCCAGAAAUACAAACUUUAUUUAGGAAAGCAGAAAUCCUCGGGGAAUUUGUGCACAUUGAUUCCUUUUUUACUGCAAGUUUUUAUAUUGAUUAUAGUUCCUAUCAGUAACAUUUUCAGAGAGUUUAUGGAUAUAUUGCAGAUUGUGGGCUUCUGUUAACCACUGGUAUUAUAGGCUCAUGGUUGAUAAUCAAACAGUUAAUUUUAUAGUUAAUUCUGACAGGUUUCUAGAAAGUCUUUCGAAGGAAAGAUUUUCUGUAGUCCACAACUGAAAGGGUGCACACAACCUAAUCUUUGGUUGUCAUUGCUGAACUUUAUGGUUAAGAGGCAAAGAAAAGCAUUUUUCUGAAUAUCAAGAGCACCCAUCAAUGAAUAUCACUACGGGCCAUAGAACAUGCAAGUUCAAGAGACAGAAGCAAAACAGGAGUUGACAAAAAAUAGUAACAGCUAGACCCGGUGUGAGAGUGUUUUUAUACAACAGUGAAUGAGAAAAUGAUUUUCACUAUUUCUUGCCUCUUAACAAAUAGAGCUGUGUGUAUAUGGCAGAACCAUAACAAUUUCAGCUGUUAUACAUUUGCAUUUUGAAUAUUUAGACAUUAAACAUUUAAAUCUCAUUCAAAAGAUUAAAAAAAUAAAAUAUAAGGAACUGUGCAACAUCGAGGAAUGAAAGAUGACUUUUAUGUGAUAAACAUAAAUAUCCAAUAACUGCCUAAAAUAAACUCUGAAAUUACCAUGUUGACAAUGUUAUUUCCUCUUUUUAAAAGGACAAGAAAUAUGAAACGAAAUUGAAAUGCAACAAAUACAUGUUUUAACCUGACCCUGAAUCUUGUGUUUAUUUUUGUUUUAAAUAAAAUCUAGAGCUCCGUAGGUAAGAUAGGUGCCAGCAUUUGAAACUGCAGUCAUUUUUAAACUGAGUAUGUUUUUAUUUUUAAACUAAAUGUACUAUGCUGUUUGCAUUUCCUAAAAAUAUCCAGAAACUCUGGUAGUUUGUUGUUCAGUGCUCCCCUGGAGAAUUCAUGUGAAGGUCUAAAUAUUUUAUACUGUUGAUUUUAUUAAAAUGUGAAGAUCCAUUUUGUGACCGUGUAAAUGGAAUGUCAGUGUUUCCCUUCGAAGUUCACAUUCCCUUGCCUGUGUUCUGCAUAUUCCUUUUCCUUGCUCAGAAUUCUUAUAUAGGUAAGGAAGACCUUCCAAGGUUUCUUUUGCCACGCUUGCUUCUCCAAACACUACAAUAAAAUCAUUUUGAUGAAGUAA